AUGGAGGAAAAUGCUGCCAGUCAAACUGACGAACGACACGUCUUUGACCGCCUUGUUCUUGCGAACGGCCAGCUCAGCACGCCCCACAAGAUUGAUAUCAAGGGAAUCGAGAAGUUUGAGGGCGAUGCAGUGCACUCUGUGCAGUUUAAGGACCCGUCCAGAUACGAAGGAAAAAACGUCCUAAUCGUGGGUGUCGGAGCCACAGGCGCGGACACACAGUCUUUCCUUCAGAAAGCCAAGGCUCGCUCUGUCCACAUGAGCCACCGUGGUCAAUACUACUUGAGUGCAGAACAUCGCAUCCCCGUGUUUUCCAGCAAUCUUGCCGAAAACCUCAGAGACGGUGUUACCAAGAGUGUCCAGGGUGUCAGCGAAGUCACUGGCCCCAGAUCUGUGGCCUUUACUGAUGGUACUGUUCUUCAUGAUAUCGAUGCGAUUAUCAUUUGCACAGGAUACCACUUCGACUUCUCUCUUCUCAGGGAUGCUGGCGAUCCCACUGAUCCCACCAAAGCACCUGAUCAUUACGAGCGCAUCAACGCGGCAAGAUACAAAGACCCGCACGUCAGCUUCCCCCGUCUGUACCGUGGGUUCAUUUCUGAGCAGUACCCCGAGUCUCUCGCAGUAAUCGGUCACUUCCUCCUAGCCAAGCCAACCUUCGUACUGAACGAUCUCGCAACGAUGGCCCUCGCUAGCAUUUGGAGCGGAGCCGCUCCACUACCUACUCGUGAAGAGAUGGCGCGAGACAUCAACAGCCAUUACGACACUAUUGUGAGUACCCUUAAACGCGGGCCGGUGCCCCAUAUGGGGUUCCGGAUGUUUGGCAGUAAGAACUACGAGUGGGUAAACAAGGUUGCCGGGACUGGGGUAACGGAUCGACUGGCGUGCUUCAGCCUUGAGGCAUGGAAGCUCUGGUGGAACGAUCGCACAUUCUACAAUCUGCUCAUGGAUGGCGUUGAUGAGCCAGCGGUCUAUCGGCUUUUCGAAACUGGGCGGGGCCGGAAACCUUGGUCUGGAGCGCGGGAACAGAUUCUCAAAACAAACGAUGAGGUGAAUCAGAUGGCUGAGAAGUGGAAGAAAGAAAACAGUCCAAAGUCAAAGUGA
Messenger RNA from Colletotrichum spaethianum, 1098 nucleotides. Its product is annotated as monooxygenase aurF. The transcript has 2 exons. Lineage: Eukaryota; Fungi; Ascomycota; Sordariomycetes; Glomerellales; Glomerellaceae. Bases 1 to 1098 code for a protein of 365 amino acids. The record is from RefSeq and is a predicted model, not a curated record. Gene Ontology annotation, molecular function: flavin adenine dinucleotide binding; NADP binding.